Messenger RNA from Parnassius apollo (apollo), 309 nucleotides. The record is from the annotation of a GenBank genome assembly. Lineage: Eukaryota; Metazoa; Arthropoda; Insecta; Lepidoptera; Papilionidae.
AUGGACUUCACUUUGUGGAUCGUGACGGUCGACGUAAGACAACCUUUAAACUACGAGUUGUUACAAGAUGUGCUUGGAGAUGGGUGUCAGUCAGACCUGGACACAUCGGAUGAGGAAACAGAAUCGGCUGUCAAUGCACCUCGGCUACUAGAUGAUGAAGGUGAUAUAACCUUAGAGAUUCCACCAGGUAACCAUAACAGAGACAGUGACUCAGAUCAAAAUAUGACUUUGACAGAGCUACAGCACAGAAAUCAGGACAACUUACCCCCACCUGCAAACUCCUGCCACCACGAAAUGCCUAUAAUAUAA